CAAAUUCAAUUAAUUCUUCCACAAGAUUUUUAAUCUCUAUAUUAUAUAAGAGCUAUGUUGUCAUGACCAGAACCAAUUCAAGUAAACCUUAAUUUUUGUUUUUUCAUUGAGCCAAUUCUCCUCUUCUUAUCUUACCUACAAGACAUAGCAACUCAGCCUCUCUCUCCAUCAAGAACAACAAUUUCACAACUACAAAUGACUCAUGUUGAAGAGAAGAUCAUCAUAGAACAAGUUAAGGAUACACAUCAUCCUAAUGGUGACAUAGAUGUGGAUGCAAAUUGUCUUCUCAAGUUUGUAGAAGACAUUUUCAAUUUCAAUACGGAUUCAAAAAGUGAUGAAGAUAAUUCGGAAAAAGAAGAUGAGUCUUCUAAUGAGAAUUUGGAGAGACGGGGGAGUGAUGAAGAUAAUUCUGUAAAAGAAGAUGAAUCUUCUAAUGAGGAUUCAGAGAGUGAUGAAGAUAAUUCUGAAAAUGAAGAUGAACAUUCUAAUGAAGAUUCAGAGAGUGAUGAAGAUGAUCCUGAGGAAGAAGGAAGUGAUGAACAUGGAAAAUCUGAGACGGUUUCUCGAGAAGCAAUGCAAGACGGACCGAGGUUACAGUUACAAGAACACAUCCAGAAAGAAAUUUCAUCUAUUGUUUUACAACUCUCUUUCGUGGUAACCUUCACCCGUGUAAACUAUGAUGAUAGUCACUCAACUGCAAUUUAUCUGCUAAGUUUGUUGUCAAAGUAUAUGUGGCAUGUUAAGGGAGUAAUGUUACUCGCAUGUUUUGCGAUUAUCCGAGGGAAAUCUAAAGUUGUCUCACAAUCAUGUCAUCGGAAAGGACUAUCGUCCUACACUAUGGAUGUUCUAAAAACUAGUCUAAUCUCAAUGCUAUCUCCUGACAAUGAAAUUUUUUUUAAUGAGUCAAUAAGAUCCAUGUUUAAACUCACCAAGCUUAUGAUUGAGCUUCGACAUUCAUCUUCAAUGUUUUUGGCGAAUUAUUGGAUCGCAAGAAGUGUUGUUGCCUAUGCCCACCUCCUUAUUUUGAGCCUCGAGCCACAAAAUCAGAUCAUGAGGGAAGUGUCCAAUGUAUCCACCAAAAUCAAAGAGAUUCUGGAUUCCAGCCUCCCACUACUAGAGGCAAAAAGGGCAGAAGAUAAAUAUCAAGUGUUGUUACAUGCGUUUGAUAAUUCUUCAAAUAUCUUGGACGUUCUAAAAUUGAUAUUCAAUGUCAAAAAUAAUAAAGAUAAGCCAAUUUUGGACCCCUGGCAGCGUUCAAUGGGAUUAGAUGAGUUUGAAGGGGAGGGAGUGCUAUUGCUAAUAUCAUCCGGCGAACACUUCCCCUAUUAUGCAUAUAAUGCGGCGUACACGGGAGGAGUAAAGAUUUGGGUUCCAAUUAUAAAUGAUCUGGAUGGGCAUAUACAAAUGCCUAAUUCUGACUAUUAUUGUGUAUUGGAUCCACAAAAAUGGAUUGCACCAGAAUUUGACAGAUUUCUUAAAGACAAGUGCUUCUCAACUUUUCAAGUUGGGGGUGACCCUAUUGUCAUUUCACUGGACAAACGGGGAAGGUUGGUUCAUUCUAAUGCACUUCACAUGAUAUUUGCAUGGGGAGAUCAAAUUUCUAAAAGGAUAAUAUUGAGAUCGGAUUAUAUAAUCCCUUCAUUAGAAAAUGAAUUGAGAGAAAGGACUUCUGGUGCUGACCGUGUGAUUGAUGAUAUUGACCAACAAAUACAUAAUUUUGCGAGAAAGGUCUACAAAAAGAUCAAUGAUUGGAUGAAUGACAUCCAGACAAAGAUGAAAAGUUCGAUUGAUGAUGAUGAAAUGUACAUUUUCUUGUGCGGAGGCAAUAACAUUAAACGAGUUCUAGAAUUUGUACUUAAGGUACAAGAAGUUCGUUCCAAAUUUCAAAUGAAUAUGAAUAUUGCAUACGUUGGAAGAAGAAGAAAAAUGAUUGCAGAGAUGAGGAGAGCAUGUGAUUAUGUGUUUGGACGUUAUGCGUUUAAGUUUUUUUGGGCACGACUUCAUAGUGUGACAUUAUCUAGGAUCCAAUAUUUGAGUAAGGUUGGACUUGAUGAAAGGAAUGAUGAAAUUCUGCAAGGACUCAUAAAAUUAUUAUCUUAUGGAGAUGAAUGUACAACAAUUGGAUCAUGGGCUUUGUUGGGCAAAGGGAAAAGAAUAAUUGGAUGUGAUAUGGGAGACAAAAUAUUAGGAGUGUUGAAUGAGUAUGAGAAAUGGGAGAAUGCCAAUGAUUUUGAACAAGCAUUCAAGGAUUACUAUGAGAUGCUUAAUACUUCUUCUUCUUCUUCCAAUCAACAUUCUUGUUGUGCUCUCAAUCACUCAUCUAAUUUGGAUGAAAUUUCAGAGACUGUGUCCUGCCCUCAAUGUAACCACAACAUGCAUAAAUUUGUCACUUUCUCUUGUUGUCAUGGUCCGACCAAUUUCUUAUAUUAUAAAGAGGAUGAAGAUUAGGAAUGCACGGGGUGUAAGAGUUGUUGUAGUAGUCUACAUGCAAUGCAUGUAUAAUAUGUUUGUACUUGUACGUUCAUGCCUUCAUGGUUGUAAUAUUAUUCAUUGAAUAUACAUACAAAUUAAACCUUUAA
This is a messenger RNA of Ipomoea nil (Japanese morning glory), 2579 nucleotides long. Its product is annotated as protein SIEVE ELEMENT OCCLUSION B-like. Bases 196 to 2448 code for a protein of 750 amino acids. NCBI's taxonomy places the organism in Eukaryota, Viridiplantae, Streptophyta, Magnoliopsida, Solanales, Convolvulaceae. The record is from RefSeq and is a predicted model, not a curated record. The transcript has 8 exons. Gene Ontology annotation, biological process: phloem development.